AUUCCAACCGAAAUAGCUUCUAGAGAAAAAGACUAAAAAAAUAACAGAUCCUUUACACUAUCUAAACAAAAUGUGUGCACUCGUCCCUCCAUUAUUUCCCCAUUUCGACUGGCCUUGUGGAGACCAGAGCUUCUAUUAUGUAAACGACGACCUAACCAACACGUUUCUUGAUUUUCCGUUGCCGGACUUGGAGGUGGCUCAUCGGAAUGUGUCGUCGGAGGGACAUGGAAUCUUAGAGGUAAAGAAUCAGGUCGUGAUGAAGAAGCUUAAUCACAACGCGAGUGAGCGUGAGCGUCGCAAAAAGAUCAACACUAUGUUCUCAUCUCUUCGUUCUUGUCUUCCAGCUUCCGAUCAAUCGAAGAAGUUAAGUGUUUCCGCAACAGUUUCACAUGCAUUGAACUACAUACCAGAGCUGCAAGAGCAAGUCAAGCAGCUCAUAAAGAAGAAAGAUGACCUCUCUUUCCAAAUCUCGGGUCAAAAGGAUCUGGUUUACGCUGACCAAAACGGUAAUCCAGAGAAAGGGGGCACACGUUAUGCAUCAACUGUAUCUGCGACUAGGCUCGGUGAAACAGAAGUAAUAAUGGUCCAAAUUUCAUCGUUACAGACUGUAAAGUGUUCGUUUGGAAAUUUACUGGGUGGAAUAGAAGAAGAUGGGUUGGUUCUUAUGGAUGCUUCAUCUUCAAGGUCUCAAGGAGAGAGACUCUUUUACACUUAUUUCAGAUGGAUAAUUGCAAUCUGAAUUUCGAAGAGUUAAAUGAUAGGUUGUUUGUAUUUGUACGAGAAAUGUGGAAACUCGUCUAAAUAAUACAAUAACUAUUGAUGUGAUUUGGUCUUUUCUUUUGUCUCUCCUUAAAACUCAAGUUUAGA
This is a messenger RNA of Brassica oleracea var. oleracea, 867 nucleotides long. RefSeq names its product transcription factor bHLH100-like. Bases 71 to 739 code for a protein of 222 amino acids. The transcript is spliced from 2 exons. The record is from RefSeq and is a predicted model, not a curated record. Gene Ontology annotation, cellular component: RNA polymerase II transcription regulator complex. Lineage: Eukaryota; Viridiplantae; Streptophyta; Magnoliopsida; Brassicales; Brassicaceae. Gene Ontology annotation, biological process: regulation of transcription by RNA polymerase II. Gene Ontology annotation, molecular function: DNA-binding transcription factor activity, RNA polymerase II-specific; protein dimerization activity; RNA polymerase II transcription regulatory region sequence-specific DNA binding.